This is a messenger RNA of Symbiodinium natans, 2271 nucleotides long. Lineage: Eukaryota; Dinophyceae; Suessiales; Symbiodiniaceae. The record is from the annotation of a GenBank genome assembly.
AUGGAGGUGCAGAUGAUGGCCACGAAGUACAAGCUCGCGACGGCAGUGAACGGCGUGCAAAACUACAGCGAGGAAGGUACGGAGGCCAGCCAUCAAAUCGCGGUUGAGCCGGUCGGCAAGGUACCUUCCGCUAGCCUGACCCCUCACUUGGAGGACCACGAGAAGCUCGAGAAGGUUGCCGAUCCAGCAAAGCAGAAGAAUGUUCGACAAAGAUUGCAGGUGCGAUUAAACAUUCUCUCGUCGCAGCAGCUGGUUACAGGAAAGAACCUCCAUGAUGCCGUCACAUCGCUGGGUCUGACGACUUACGCGGUCGAGGACAUGAAUGAUCUUGUGAACGAGAUGGCUGCCUUUAUCAGCCUCCGGUUUGUCAAGCAGCAGGAGUCCCAGCUGAACCGCGGAUGGUCCUCCAACAGCGUUUUCUCGGCCCAGGAACAUGGCGACUUGGGCAAAGCAGUCUGGCAAUGGCCAUCAGAGAGGAUGGGAAGCAUGAGGAAGGGCUCUCAAUCCGAACUUGCCGGAUCCAUUGAUGAGCAUCGGACCUAUGACUUCAACGUUGUGCCUGCCAAAGCCCUCAUGGACAUCUUUCUCCACAAGGAUGCGGAACUUCACCGACGGCUCUUCCACCCACGCUUGCUGACGCAGUUCCAGGCCAUGCGAGAGAUCCUCCUGGCCGGCGAUACCAACAAGCUGGUGGCCGAGCUGACAUUUGUUCGCAUCAAUGAUUUGGCCGCACCCCCUGAGGCAGUGGACGCCCUGUUCUACAUCGAACCCAUGGUGGCCAUACUCAUUCUGGUGAAUGGCAUCAUGAUCGGCUUCCAGACUGAUCCCAACUUCGAGCAUUGGUCCGGCUGGCCAUACGUGGAGUUGAUCUUCGCCAUCCUACUGGUACUGGAAUGCUGCCUCAGAGUAUGGCUGUCUGGCGGCCUUCGGGGCUUCUUCUGCUCAGCGGAGCGUUUGUGGAACGUGUUCGACCUCUUUCUGGUGUGCACUGCCAUCACGGAUGUGAGCUUCCAGCUCUUCAUGCAGGAGGGCUCAGACAUGUUCGGCGCCUCUCUACUGCGCUUCUGCCGCCUCAUCCGCCUGGUGCGUGUCGUGAAAGUAUUUCGCCUGAACUACAUGAAGGAGCUGCGUCUGAUGGUGAAGGGCUUGGUUGGGGGAAUCCGCACGCUGCUGCUCUCCUUUGCGCUGCUCUUCGCGGUGCUCUACGUCAUCGCCGGCUUUGCCACGAUGACCAUCGGCCGAUAUCAUCGAACUCCUGGAGACUUGCAGGGGCACUUUGAGAACAUCCCUCAGUCUAUGUUCACUUCCUUCCGCUGCUUCUCUGGCGAAUGCUUUGCAAACUCAGGUGCACCCAUUGCCUCAGUGAUGUCCUCGGUGUUCGGCUGGCCCUUCGUCCUCUCCUACGUGCUGAGCUACAUGUUGGUCUCCAUGGGAAUCUUCAAUGUGAUCCUCGCAGUCUAUGUGGACAUCACCAUGCGUGCUGCCAAGGAGACGGAAGCGACGACUGCGGAGCAGUAUGCACGAGAAUCCAUCCGCAUUGCCCGGACCACACGAGAGCUUCUCAAGAAGUUCGCCGAGGCAUAUCGCUUGUUCCAUGACACCAGAGAUGAGGACAAGUCCCGCCUGAACUUCGGCACCAGCUCGUUCACCGACGAAGACAUCCGUCACAACAUUGCCAUUACCAAAGAGCUGUUCCUGCUGGUCAUUCAGGACCAGAAUGUCCAGAAGCUCAUGAAUGACCUGGACCUGCCAUCAGAUCGUGCAAACCUGUUUGAGGUGAUUGAUGCUGAUGGCAGCGGAACGUUGCACGUGACGGAGCUGGUGCAAGGUUUGCUGAAGAUUCGUGGAGAGUUGACGAAGAGUGACACCGUCGCCACUCAUUUGAAGACGCAGGCGAUUCAGGGCAUGCUUGCGGACUUGAAGGAUGAGCAAGCACAAUUCCGAGACGUGGUGCUGCACUCCAUGGCGGCAUUGGCCAGCGUCUACCAAGUCGCAUCUGUGGCGGAAGGCCGCCGGGUGUCGGAGGCGCCGCUUGAAGAUCCUAAGGUGAUUGACUUGGACGGCGCUUUGCGGCCGGACCCUGUGCCCAACACUGCCUUUACUCAGGACGCGGCCAACGGUCGUGGUCUCGAUAAUGUACUCUCGAGGAAGCCACCGAUGCCUUCUAGCGCACCGGAAGGUGCUUUUCCGAACUUGCAGUCGGCUGAGGUGAGCGAGCUGCAGUCUCCCAAAUCCGUGGUAUCCACUGGGUCCCGGUGCCGCGAUAUCUGA